UAUUCUCAUUCUCUCUUGCUUUAUCUCUCUCUCUCUCUCUCUCUUAGCUUGGCAAAACUAAACCCUCCUCCAUUUGAUGUGAUUCUCCACUAAGAUCCCCCAAAACCAACCCCAACUUUACAAAAGAGAAGUAAAGAUCAUCAAUUCAGACCUCAACACUAUGGUUUUCUCUUCAAUUCCUGCUUAUCUUGAUCCCUCCAACUGGCAACAACAGCAACUGAAUCAUCAUCUUCAAGGGGGGAGUAGUGGAAUUCCAACUCCUCACCUGGCGGCGGCGGCUGCGCCGCCGCCGCCGCAGCCGGUGGUUGGCGGUGGAGGAGGAUCGAUCCGGCCGGGGUCGAUGGCGGAACGGGCGCGGUUGGCUAAUAUGCCGACGCCGGAGGUGGCGCUAAGGUGCCCUAGAUGUGAAUCCACGAAUACGAAGUUUUGCUAUUUCAACAACUAUAGCCUCUCGCAGCCGCGCCACUUUUGCAAGACGUGCCGGCGAUACUGGACAAGAGGCGGCGCGUUGCGGAGUGUUCCGGUGGGCGGCGGCUGCCGGAGGAACAACAAGAGGAGCGGCAAAGGCGGUGGCGGCGGCGCGAGUAGCAGUAGUUCGAAGUCUACUUCCUCCACCACCACCGCGAGUAACGAUCGCCAGCAAAGCAAUAAUUCCGGCACGGUUUCCGCGGUGUCGGGGCCCACCACCGCCCAUAACUUACUCGGCCUUUCACCGCAAAUCCCGCAACUACCUUUCAUGUCGUCGUCCCCUAUCCCCCAACUCUCCGACCAUCACUACGCCGCCGGAAUUUCUCCCGCCGCCGAUAAUCUCCUCGGCGGCGGCGGCGAUAAUCUCCUAGGCGGCGGCGGAGGCGUGGCUUCACUUCUAUCCCCCGGCGGCGGCAUUAUUGAGCCGUGGCGGCUCCAACAACCGCCGCAGUUCCCGUUCCUCGAUCCAAUGUACAAUUUCCAUGGCGGUUUUGAGUCCCCAACCGGCUUCAUUGGCGGCGCUCCAUUUAGGCAAAGGAUUUCUUCCGCCAUGUUAGCUCAACUCGCAGCGGUGAAAAUGGAAGACACUAACAACAAUCACACCAUCAACAAUCAAGAAUCGAGCUUGCCGAGACAGAUUUUGGGGAUUAAUAACAAUAUUAUUAAUCCAGGUGGGAAUGAGCAUUGGAAUGGCGAUAACAAUGGCGGCGGGGGAGCUUGGAGUGACAUUUCUGCUAGUUUCAGUUCUUCUUCCACAAGCAACACUCACUUGUAAAACCCUAGAUCCAACCGGUAGCUUUAAUUUUCUGUCUUUUAAGUUUUAAUUCCAUUGCUGCUUUCAUCUCAUCUUCUGAAAUGUUUGGAGAAAUAUAUGUUUUUUUUUUUCUUUGUCGUGUAAUUUUUUGUAACUUUUUUAUUUUAUGUUAGACGUA
This is a messenger RNA of Ipomoea triloba (trilobed morning glory), 1400 nucleotides long. RefSeq names its product dof zinc finger protein DOF5.1-like. Gene Ontology annotation, biological process: regulation of DNA-templated transcription. NCBI's taxonomy places the organism in Eukaryota, Viridiplantae, Streptophyta, Magnoliopsida, Solanales, Convolvulaceae. Bases 161 to 1243 code for a protein of 360 amino acids. The record is from RefSeq and is a predicted model, not a curated record. Gene Ontology annotation, molecular function: DNA-binding transcription factor activity; DNA binding. The transcript has 2 exons.